Pleuronectes platessa (European plaice) is the source of this 1918-nucleotide messenger RNA. Its product is annotated as regulator of G-protein signaling 21. The transcript is spliced from 5 exons. The record is from RefSeq and is a predicted model, not a curated record. NCBI's taxonomy places the organism in Eukaryota, Metazoa, Chordata, Actinopteri, Pleuronectiformes, Pleuronectidae. Bases 180 to 761 code for a protein of 193 amino acids.
GAAUCAGAGGAAUUCAGCAGCAGUGAGUCACUGAGUGGUCUCAACAGCAGCUGCAUGUCUAUCCAUGAGAUUUCCAGAUACCUGUAGCUGCAGGUCCUCGGCGUCACAGCCAUUCCACCCUGUUUCUGUCUGGAGGAAAGUCCUCUCACUGAUCUGAGGACACUAACGGAGAUGUUAAAAUGCCCAAGCUUCUGUUUUCAAAGGCUCGCUUAUAUGAAAUCCGGGAUCUGAUGCAAAACGUCAAAAGACCCAGAAGGAUUGAUAUUGUGCUUAAUAGAAGGAGGCGUAAGAAGGAUGUCCAGGACCUGAUGGUGCAAAAAAUAAGUGAAGAGCCAUCUUCUUUGAAACUCAGUUGUCAGACAGAGAAUAAACUCCACCUCACUCUGGAGAAACUAUUACGGGAUAAAAAGUAUUUAGCAGCGUUCCAAACUUUCCUGGAGUCGGAGUUCAGUGAGGAGAACAUCAAGUUCUGGCUGGCGUGUGAGGACUUCAGGUCGACCGCCUCAUUGGAUGAUCUCCGCUGGAAAGCAGAGGAGAUCUACACAGAGUUCAUCCAGCCGAUGGCCUGCAGAGAGAUCAACGUUGACCACUACAUUAGGGAGAAUAUCAAAACGUCCUUGGAGAACCCGAGCAUCUCCUGCUUCGACGAGGCCCAGAAACACGUUUACCUGCUGAUGGAGAGAGACUCCUGCCCCAGAUUCCUGAACUCUGACGCCUACCUGAGCCUAACGCGCAAAUCCAGAACUAUGUGGUACAUUUAGGUGAGAGAGAACGCUGUUGUUUGAGCUGAAAAGUUCUUUCACAAUGUUUGAGACGAUCAUGAACGUUUUCUUACAAAGGCAGAGCAUUUCUCACAAGCUCUACAACCCGAAGUCAUCAAUGUCCAUGUCCUUUUGCAGACGGCUAGAUAAUAAUAAACGUUAUGAAUGAGGAACCUUUCAAAACCCAAUAACAGACGUGUUUUACGAGACACAAAUGACCAAAAGACAAUUUGGAGAAACACAGAAGCAAUUUGAAGAUCGCCAAACUGCUACAGCUGAGAAAAGGGUGGAAUAAAAUUAGGAGGCACUAAGUAGAGCUCCUCAGUCCCCGGUGACGUAACGUCCAGGUCAGUUGCUCCUGAGGUUUUUUCCGCAAAUAUCUAAAACUGAAAAAAACACGUGUGAAGAUUUCAACCUGGAAAAACAGCGAGAUUCUUAAGCGUUUAGUGACACCGGUGUUGAUUUGCUGUAAACAAAAACACAAGGCUCCACCCCUCACUCAAAUCUUCUGUACAUUUCCGUGUUGUUGUGACCGCGUUCGAUCCUAAUCAUAUCCCACUGGGUCCUUGGUGUGUGGAAAACCAAUUUCCUGGAAAUUUACCACAGUUCAUGAUGAUGAUAGAGAGCACUCCCCUAAAUUUGCAUUUCCCAAAAAAAUUCCCUUUUUUGCAGGAACGUGACACACAGUUGGAUCUGUGUCAAACGUUUUGGCUUUACAUAAAAUAGUAAGUUCAGAAGCAGGAUAAAUACGUUACAAUAAAAGGUUUUAAGAAAGUGAAUUUCAGCUCAAAGUCCUGAGAAAACAGCUUUUGAUAUAUUAUUGAUGAUCAGUAUUAAUGAAAUGUGGGCAUUAAUAAAGUAAUGAAAUACAACUACGAGGAAUAAAAAGCAAUGUGAGCAGAAAGAAGUGUUUGUACGUAGAGGAGAGAGAAAGAUGUUGGUAUGUGUGAAAAGAUGAUUUUGAAGGAUUAAUCGUUAUUUGAUAAAACUUGUUUGUUAACAGAAAGUCUGACUGAAAGAAUCAUAAAUGAUGAGGAAUGGUAAAUGAGUGGUUUCUGAUCAAUCAAUCUAGUAUUUACAAAUCAAUAUUUCUGUCAUAGGGCUCGACAAUGUGCAAAACUCUCUGUAAAAUAAAAUAAAACAACUUUUUUACCAAA